GGCUGCUGAUGCUGUCUGGAACAAUAAUAAUAUUCUUAUCUUCCUUCAUCUGAUCCGGUUUCACACUUUUUACUCGGAUCACUUUUUCGAAUUCUCAUUCCUCUCCUUACCUUCAGUGCCUCCCACCUUUGAGCCAAGCACCCAAGCCAACUCUUCAACCUCGCGUGCCUCAGUCCCCGAUUUUGCAGUCAAAUCCCUCACAAGUCACCCGUCCUAGUUGGCUCUUGGCGCCACUUCAGACGCCCUUUUCACCAAUCCGCUUCGGUCCUCUUCCCCUCCCUGCGUUUCAGCCGCGAUCGCAAGACCCAAGACCCCCAAGAGCUCGCUGAAUCCAACGCUUUGUGACACUCCUCGACGUUACCCAAAGACUUUGACUUCGCCUCCCUCUUUUCCGCCUUGCCCUUGCCACCUUUCCAGAAGUUUCACUUUCAUCUUCCCCUCGUCACCAAACGCACGCCCAACGGUUACUGGCGUGAUUUCUUCCGCUUCAAGACCAACAACAAACCGUCGCUGAGCCGGACCACAACCUUUUGAGGUUGUGGUAUUUUCACCCCAAUCCCCUAUCAAUCACUCACCACCACCCUCGCCAUCGUCAAAAUUCGUUCUCACGCCAUCAGUAACUCCCUCCUCGGAGGUCAAGACACUUACCAACCCAUUCCUGGAGGAUACCACCACCGGGAAGGCUAUGCUGUAAACAACCAGGCACCAAAGAGGUUUCGUUCGAAAAUGUACAUUCCCAAUACGAAAUGGACUUGGGCCUUCGCCAUUGUCGCUUUGGUACAAGCAUGUAUCAUCCUAGCAUUUGAGAGUUAUGUCUUUGGCCAUUUCCAAAUCCAUCUAAGAGACUCGGAUGCGCCGAACAGUAAUGACGAUAGUUCAGUCCGCACGAUCCCUACCUUUCUCACAUUAUACAUCUUUGGCUUUCUGUACCAACUGCUGUUGGUUUGGGAUGCCCUCCGCAUGAAGAACACCAUCCAGGUCAUUGGACUUGUUAUGUACAACAUUGGCCUACUCAUCUAUGGUGCGGUACAAAUGGAACAAAUCAGAGACGCCAUCUUUUCCCUGGCCGAAUCCGAAGCAGUCCACAAAAGCCUGUGGUCCGACAUCAGACCAUUCCUUCUGGCCAUCCCCUGUAUACUGGCUUUGGGCACCGUAUGCAUGGCCUUUAUCGCGUGGAAGUUGUACGACGAGUUCGCUUGGACCAUCUACAAACGCAUUUCAGCCGACCUGCGUAUGAAACGCCGAUAUCUCUACUACCAGGUCUAUAUCGCCCUGCUCAAGUUCGAUUUCUUCUUUUUCCUCGGCUUCACCGUCCAAUUCGUCGUUAUUGUUACCCGUCAACAAAAUGUCGAAUUUGCUCUGACUAUUGCCGCCAUUCCUGUUACCAUCUUGAUUCUUCUAGCCGCUGCUUGGUUCGUCAGGAAGGAGAAUCUUUGGGGAACCAUUGGCGUCAUCGUAAGCUCACCUCAUCUCCGCUCCGAUCUGCACCGAGAGUACCGGUUUACUGACCUUAGCAUUAUCUAGAUUCUGUAUUUUGGCGGCCUAGCAUACUUCAUUUUCAAGCUGGUACGAAUGUACUCGGCGGCUCGAGAAAAGGCGUACGAGCCAGCUCGAAAAGAGUUGUCGACUUUCGCCGUCUUGACUAUUAUUCUGAUCAUCCUGACCAUUAUUCUUGCGUGCAUCUGUGCACACAACUACGGCAAAGGACUCAAACCAUACAUCACCAAGAUACGACCCAUUGAAGACGACGAGAAACCAAUGGGAAGCGCGUAUGCGCCGUACGCAACGGAGAUGUCGCCAGGAGUGGCGUCGGGAAAGAACACCUACGCUGGACCAUCUCAGGGCCGAAUGGAGAUCGACUGAACACGCUACAGCGACAAAGGGGUUUUCGCCCUGUUUGUAGCCAUGAUGACAUGUUAGCGGGCGUUGGAUUCCCUCCUUGGACUUGGAGGUUUCAUUUUGCACAACAUUUUUCUAAAAAGGCCGUAUUGGAUGACGGGGUGUUGGGAUCGGAACGGGCUUUCAACCAUGAGAUCGCGGUGGACGGAUCCGCCUGGUUGUCAACAGACUCUGUAUGUGUGAUUACGAGAACUGUCUACAUACACAAAGGGACUAUCACAUUUGGCGAUGAAUUUGAUAUAUUGACGACAUGUGCAUUGGAAGAUUUGUACAUUCCGAUAUGGCCAGAACAUACCAUGGAUGCUGUCUGCGCACCCAUCAUGACAUCUUGAUGAUCCGAACGGGCGUGAUGACACGAUUAUCGUAGGCUAAUAUCCUCCUAUCUGACACCUUUACUGUGCUCUGCUCGUCAUCCAUACAUCCUGAUGGACUGUCGAUAGUACGAAAAUCAAAGAGAAGCCAAGUCCGUC
This is a messenger RNA of Exophiala mesophila, 2369 nucleotides long. RefSeq lists its product as hypothetical. The transcript is spliced from 2 exons. Lineage: Eukaryota; Fungi; Ascomycota; Eurotiomycetes; Chaetothyriales; Herpotrichiellaceae. Gene Ontology annotation, cellular component: Golgi apparatus. The coding region runs from base 727 to 1524 and encodes 265 amino acids. The record is from RefSeq and is a predicted model, not a curated record.